AUGUGCCUGGUGUCCUCCGAUCCGCAGGCCAAGGCUUUCGACCUUGACCUGGCCCCAUUCUCCCGCUUUCCAUCACCCCGCCCCAUUCUCCCGCUUUCCAUCACCCCGCCCCAUUCUCCCGCUUUCUAUCACCCCGCUCCAUUCUCCCGCUUUCCAUCAACCCGCCCCAUUCUCCCGCUUUCUAUCACCCCGCCCCAUUCUCCCUCUUUCCUUCACCCCGCCCCAUUCUCCCGCUUCCCAUCACCCCGUCCCAUUCUCCCUCUUCCCAUCACCCCGCCCCAUUCUCCCACUUUCGAUCACCCCACCCCAUUCUCCCGCUUUUUAUCACCCCGCCCCAUUCUCCCGCUUUCCUUCACCCCUCCCCAUUCCCUGGCUUCCCAUCACCCUGCCCCAUUCUCCCUCUUCCCAUCACCCCGACCCAUUCUCCCGCUUUCCAUCACCCCGCCCCAUUCUCCCGCUUUCCAUCACCGCGCCCCAUUCUCCCCCAUCACCCCACCCCAUUCUCCUGCUUUCCAUCACCCCGCCCCAUUCUACCUCUUUCCAUCACCCUGCCCCAUUCUCCCGCUUUCCAUCACCCCGCCCCAUUCACCCGCUUUCCAUCACCCCGCCCCAUUCUCCCGCUUUCUAUCACCCCGCUCCAUUCUCCCGCUUUCCAUCACCUCGCCCCAUUCUCCCGCUUUCCAUUACCCCGCCCUAUUCUCCCGCUUUCCAUCAACCCGCCCAUUCUCCUGCUUUCCAUCACCCCGCCCCAUUCUCCCGCUUUCCAUCACCCCGCCCCAUUCUCCCGCUUUCCAUCACCCCGCCCCAUUCUCCCUCUUUCCAUCACCCCGCCCCAUUCUCCCUCUUUCCUUCACCCCGCCCCAUUCUCCCGCUUCCUAUCACCCCGCCCCGUUCUCCCUCUUCCCAUCACCCCGCCCCAUUCUCCUGCUUUCCAUCACCCCGCCCCAUUCUCCCGCUUUCCAUCACCCCGCCCUAUUCUCCCGCUUUCCUUCACCCCGCCCCAUUCCCCCGCUUCCCAUCACCCCGGCCCAUUCGCCCUCUUCCCAUCACCCCGCCUCAUUCUCCCGCUUUCCAUCACCCCGCCCCAUUCUCCUGCUUUCCAUCACCCCGCCCCAUUCUCCCUCUUUCCAUCACCCCACCCCAUUCUCCUGCUUUCCAUCACCCCGCCCCAUUCUCCCUCUUUCCAUCACCCCGCACCAUUCUCCCGCUUUCCAUCACCCCGCCCCAUUCUCCCGCUUUCCAUCACCCCGCCCCAUUCUCCCGCUUUCCAUCACCCCGCCCCAUUCUCCCGCUUUCCAUCACCCCGCCCCAUUCUCCCGCUUUCCAUCACCCCGCCCCAUUCUCCCGCUUUCCAUCACCCCGCCCCAUUCUCCCACUUUCCAUCACCCCGCCCCAUUCUCCUGCUUUCCAUCACCCCGCCCCAUUCUCCCUCUUUCCAUCACCCCACCCCAUUCUCCUGCUUUCCAUCACCCCGCCCCAUUCUCCCUCUUUCCAUCACCCGCCCCAUUCUCCCGCUUUCCAUCACCCCGCCCCAUUCUCCCGCUUUCCAUCACCCCGCCCCAUUCUCCCGCUUUCCAUCACCCCGCCCCAUUCUCCCUCUUUCCAUCACCCCGCCCCAUUCUCCCGCUUUCCAUCACCCCGCCCCAUUCUCCCGCUUUCCAUCACCCCGCCCCAUUCUCCCGCUUUCCAUCACCCCGCCCCAUUCUCCCGCUUUCCGUCACCCCGCCCCAUUCUCCCGCUUUCCAUCACCCCGCCCCAUUCUCCCACUUUCCAUCACCCCGCCCCAUUCUCCCGCUUUCCAUCACCCCGCCCCAUUCUCCCGCUUUCCGUCACCCCGCCCCAUUCUCCCGCUUUCCAUCACCCCGCCCCAUUCUCCCACUUUCCAUCACCCCGCCCCAUUCUCCCGCUUUCCAUCACCCCGCCCCAUUCUCCCCCUCUCCAUCACCUCGCCCCAUUCUCCCGCUCUCCAUCACCUUGCCCCAUUCUCCCACUUUCCAUCAUCCCGCCCCAUUCUCCCGCUUUCCAUCAUCCCGCCCCAUUCUCCCUCCUCCCAUCACGUCGCCCCAUUCUCCCGCUUUCCAUCACCCCGCCUCAUUCUCCCGCUUUCCAUCACCCCGCCCCAUUCUCCCGCUUUCCAUCACCCCCCCCCAUUCUCCCGCUUUCCAUCACCCCGCCCCAUUCUCCUGCUUUCCAUCACCCCGCCCCAUUCUCCCUCUUUCCAUCACCCCACCCCAUUCUCCUGCUUUCCAUCACCCCGCCCCAUUCUCCCUCUUUCCAUCACCCCGCACCAUUCUCCCGCUUUCCAUCACCCCGCCCCAUUCUCCCGCUUUCCAUCACCCCGCCCCAUUCUCCCGCUUUCCAUCACCCCGCCCCAUUCUCCUGCUUUCCAUCACCCCGCCCCAUUCUCCCUCUUUCCAUCACCCCACCCCACUCUCCUGCUUUCCAUCACCCCGCCCCAUUCUCCCUCUUUCCAUCACCCGCCCCAUUCUCCCGCUUUCCAUCACCCCGCCCCAUUCUCCCGCUUUCCAUCACCCCGCCCCAUUCUCCCGCUUUCCAUCACCCCGCCCCAUUCUCCCUCUUUCCAUCACCCCGCCCCAUUCUCCCGCUUUCCAUCACCCCGCCCCAUUCUCCCGCUUUCCAUCACCCCGCCCCAUUCUCCCGCUUUCCAUCACCCCGCCCCAUUCUCCCGCUUUCCGUCACCCCGCCCCAUUCUCCCGCUUUCCAUCACCUCGCCCCAUUCUCCCACUUUCCAUCACCCCGCCCCAUUCUCCCGCUUUCCAUCACCCCGCCCCAUUCUCCCGCUUUCCGUCACCCCGCCCCAUUCUCCCGCUUUCCAUCACCCCGCCCCAUUCUCCCACUUUCCAUCACCCCGCCCCAUUCUCCCGCUUUCCAUCACCCCGCCCCAUUCUCCCCCUCUCCAUCACCUCGCCCCAUUCUCCCGCUCUCCAUCACCUUGCCCCAUUCUCCCACUUUCCAUCAUCCCGCCCCAUUCUCCCGCUUUCCAUCAUCCCGCCCCAUUCUCCCUCCUCCCAUCACGUCGCCCCAUUCUCCCGCUUUCCAUCACCCCGCCUCAUUCUCCCGCUUUCCAUCACCCCGCCCCAUUCUCCCGCUUUCCAUCACCCCGCCCCAUUCUCCCGCUUUCCAUCACCCCGCCCCAUUCUCCCUCUUUCCAUCACCCCGCCCCAUUCUCCCGCUUUCCAUCACCCCGCCCCAUUCUCCCGCUUUCCAUCACCCCGCCCCAUUCUCCCGCUUUCCAUCACCCCGCCCCAUUCUACCGCUUUCCGUCACCCCGCCCCAUUCUCCCGCUUUCCAUCACCCCGUCCCAUUCUCCCACUUUCCAUCACCCCGCCCCAUUCUCCCGCUUUCCAUCACCCCGCCCCAUUCUCCCGCUCUCCAUCACCUCGCCCCAUUCUCCCGCUCUCCAUCACCUUGCCCCAUUCUCCCGCUUUCCAUCAUCCCGCCCCAUUCUCCCACUUUCCAUCAUCCCGCCCCAUUCUCCCUCCUCCCAUCACGUCGCCCCAUUCUCCCGCUUUCCAUCACCCCGCCUCAUUCUCCCGCUUUCCAUCACCCCGCCCCAUUCUCCCGCUUUCCAUCACCCCGCCCCAUUCUCCCGCUUUCCAUCACCCUGCCCCAUUCUCCCGCUUUCCAUCACCCCACCCCAUUCUCCCGCUUUCCAUCACCCCGCCCCAUUCUCCCGCUUUCCAUCACCCCGCCCCAUUCUCUCGCUUUCCAUCACCCGCCCCAUUCUCCCACUUUCCAUCACCCCUCCCCAUUCUCCCUCCUUCCAUCACCCCGCCCCAUUCUCCCUCCUUCCAUCACCCCGACCCAUUCUCCCUCCUUCCAUCACCACGCCCCAUUCUCCCGCUUUCCAUCGCCCCACCCCAUUCUCCCACUUUGCAUCACCCCGCCCCAUUCUCCCGCUUUCCAUCACCCCGACCCAUUCUCCCGCUUUCCAUCACCCUGCCUCAUUCUCCGGCUUUCCAUCACCCCGCCCCAUUCUCCCGCUUUCCAUCACCCCGCCCCAUUCUCCCGCUUUCCAUCACCCCGCCCCAUUCUCCCUCCUUCCAUCACCCUGCCCCAUUCUCCCUCCUUCCAUCACCCCGGCCCAUUCUCCCGCUUUCCAUCACCCCGCCCCAUACUCCUGCUUUCCAUCACCCCGCCCCAUUCUCCCGCUUUCUAUCACCCCGCCCCAUUCUCCCUCCUUCCAUCACCCCGCCCCAUUCUCCCUCCUUCCAUCACCCCACCCCAUUCUCCUGCUUUCCAUCACCCCGCCCUAUUCUUCCGCAUUCCAUCACCCAGCCCCAUUCUCCCGCUUUCCAUCACCUCGCCCCAUUUUCCUGCUUUCCGUCACCCCGCCCCAUUCUCCCGCUAUCCAUCACCCCGCCCCAUUCCCCCGCUUUCCAUCACCCCUCCCCAUUCUCCCGCUUUCCAUCACCCCGCCCCAUUCUCCCGCUAUCCAUCAGCCCGCCCCAUUCUCCCGCUUUCCAUCACCCCGCCCCAUUCUCCCGCUUUCCAUCACCCCGCACCAUUCUCCCGCUUUCCAUCACCCCGCCCAAAUCCCCCUCCUUCCAUCACCCCGCCCCAUUCUCCCGCUUUCCAUCACCCUGCCCAAUUCUCCCGCUUUCCAUCACCACGCCUUAUUCUCCCGCUUUCCAUCACCCCGCCCCAUUCUCCCGCUUUCCAUCACCCCGCCCCAUUCUCCCGCUUUCCAUCACCCCGCCCCAUUCUCCCUUCUUCCAUCACCUCGCCCCAUUCUCCCUCCUUCCAUCACCCCGCCCCAUUCUCCUGCUUUCCAUCACCCCGCCCCAUUCUUCCGCAUUUCAUCACCCAGCCCCAUUUUCCCGCUUUCCGUCACCCCGUCCCAUUCUCCCGCUAUCCAUCACCCCGCCCCAUUCCCCCACUUUCCAUCACCCCGCCCCAUUCUCCCGCUUUCCAUCACCCCGCCCCAUUCUCCCGCUUUCCAUCACCCCGCCCCAUUCUCCCGCUUUCCAUCACCCCUCCCCAUUCUCCUGCUUUCCAUCACCCUGCCCCAUUCUCCCUCCUUCCAUGACUCCGCCCCAUUCUCCCUCCUUCCAUUACCCCGCCCCAUUCUCCCGCUUUCCAUCACCCCGCCCCAUUCUCCCGCUUUCCAUCACCCCGUCCCAUUCUCCCGCUUUCCAUCAUUACGCCCCAUUCUACAGCUUUCCAUCACCCCGUCCCAUUCUCCCUCUUUCCAUCACCUCGCCCCAUUCUCCCGCUUUCCAUCACCCCGCCAGAUUCUCCCGCUUUCCAUCACCCCGCCCCAUUCUCCCGCUAUCCAUCACCCCGCCCCAUUCUCCCGCUUUCCAUCACCCCGCACCAUUCUCCCGCUUUCCAUCACCCCGCACCAUUCUCCCGCUUUCCAUCACCCCGCCCCAUUCCCUCUCCUUCCAUCACCCCGCCCCAUUCUCCCGCUUUCCAUCACCCCGCCCAAUUCUCCCGCUUUCCAUCACCACGCCUUAUUCUCCCGCUUUCCAUCACCCCGCCCCAUUCUCCCGCUUUCCAUCACCCCGCCCCAUUCUCCCGCUUUCCAUCACCCCGCCCCAUUCUCCCUUCUUCCAUCACCUCGCCCCAUUCUCCCUCCUUCCAUCACCCCGCCCCAUUCUCCUGCUUUCCAUCACCCCGCCCCAUUCUUCCGCAUUUCAUCACCCAGCCCCAUUCUCCCGCUUUCCAUCACCCCGCCCCAUUUUCCUGCUUUCCGUCACCCCGCCCCAUUCUCCCGCUAUCCAUCACCCCGCCCCAUUCCCCCACUUUCCAUCACCGCGCCCCAUUCUCCCGCUUUCCAUCACCCCGCCCCAUUCUCCCGCUUUCCAUCACCCCGCCCCAUUCUCCCGCUUUCCAUCACCCCUCCCUAUUCUCCUGCUUUCCAUCACCCUGCCCCAUUCUCCCUCCUUCCAUGACCCCGCCCCAUUCUCCCUCCUUCCAUUACCCCGCCCCAUUCUCCUCCUUUCCAUCACCCCACCCCAUUCUCCCGCUUUCCAUCACCCCGUCCCAUUCUCCAGCUUUCCAUCACCCCGUCUCAUUCUCCCUCUUUCCAUCACCCCGCCCCAUUCUCCCUCAUUCCAUCACCCCGCCCCAUUCUCCCGCUUUCCAUCACCCCGCCCCAUUCUCCCGCUUCCCAUAACCCCACCCCAUUCUCUCGCUUUCCAUCACCCCGCCACAUUUUCCCACUUUCCAUCACCCCGCCCCCUUCUCUCUCCUUCCAUCACCCCGCCCCAUUCUCCCUCCUUCCAUCACCCCGCCCCAUUCUCCCGCUUUCCAUCAGCCCGCCCCAUUCUCCCGCUUUCCAUCACCCCGCCCCUUUCUCCCGCUUUCCAUCUCCCUGCCCCAUUCUCCCGCUUUCCAUCACCCCGCCCCAUUCUCCCGCUUUCCAUCACCCCGCCCCAUUCUUCCGCUUCCCAUCAUCCCGCCCCAUUCCACCACUUUCCAUCACCCCUCCCCAUUCUCCCCCUUUCCAUCACCCUGCCCCAUUCACCCGCUUUCCAUCACCUCGCCCCAUUCUCCCGCUUUCCAUCACCCCGCCUCAAUCUUCUGCUUUCCAUCACCCCGCCCCAUUCUCCCGCUUUCCAUCACCCUGCCCCAUUCACCCGCUUUCCAUCACCCGCCUCAUUCUCCCGCUUUCCAUCACCCCGCCCCAUUCUCCCGCUUUCCAUCACCCCGCUCCAUUCUGCCGCUUUCCAUCCCCCCGCCCCAUUCUCCCGCUUUCCAUCACCCCGCCCUAUUCUCCCGCUUUCCAUCACUCCGCCCCAUUCUCCCGCUUUCCAUCACCCCGACCCAUUCUCCCACUUUCCAUCACCCCGCCCCAGUCUCCCUCCUUCCAUCACCCUGCCUCAUUCUCCCUCCUUCCAUCACCCCGCCCCAUUCUCCCGCUUUCCAUCACCCCGCCCUAUUCUCCCGCUUUUCAUCACCCCGCCCCAUUCUCCCGCUUUCCAAUACCCCGCCCCAUUUUCUCGCCUUCCAUCACCCCGCCCCAUUCCUCCCGCUUUCCAAUCACCCCGCCCCAUUUCUCGCCUUCCAUCACCCCGCCCCAUUCUCCCUCCUUUCCAUCACCCCGCCCCCUUCUCCCUCCUUUCCAUCACCCCGCCCCAUUCUCCCGCUUUCCAUCACCCCGCCCCAUUCUCUCGCUUUCCAUCACCCCGCCUCAUUCUCCCGCUUUCCAUCACCCCGCCCCAUUCUCCCUCCUUCCAUCACCCCGCCCCAUUCUCGUGCUUUCCAUCACCUCGCCCCAUUCUCCCUCCUUCCAUCACCCCGCCCCAUUCUCCCUCCUUCCAUCACCCCGCCCCAUUCUCCCGCUUUUGCAUCACCUCGCCCCAUUCUCCCGCUUCCCAUAACCCCACCUCAUUCUCCCGCUUUCCAUCACCCCACCCCAUUCUCCCGAUUUCCAUCACCCCGCCCCAUUCUCCCGCUCUCCAUCACCCCGCCCCAUUCUCCCGCUUUCCAUCACCCCGCCCCAUUCUCCCGCUUUCCAUCAUCCCGCCCCAUUCUCCCUCCUUCCAUCACCCCGCCCCAUUCUCCCACUUUCCAUCACUCCGCCCCAUUCUUCCCUCCUUCCAUCACCCCGCCCCAUUCUCCCUCCUUCCAUCACCCCGCCCCAUUCUCCCGCUUUCCAUCGCCCCGCCCCAUUCUCCCGCUUCCCAUAACCCCACCCCAUUCUCCCGCUUUCCAUCACCCCGCCACAUUCUCCCACUUUCCAUCACCCGGCCCCCUUGUCUCUCCUUCCAUCACCCCGCCCCAUUCUCCCUCCUUCUAUCACCCCGCCCCAUUCUCCCUCCUUCCAUCACCCCGCCCCAUUCUCCCGCUUUUGCAUCACCCCGCCCCAUUCUCCCGCUUCCCAUAACCCCACCUCAUUCUCCCGCUUUCCAUCACCCCAACCCCUUCUCCCGAUUUCCAUCACCCCACCCCAUUCUCCCGCUUUCCAUCACCCCGCCCCAUUCUCCCGCUUUCCAUCACCCCGCCUCAUUCUCCCGCUUUCCAUCAGCCCGCCCCAUUCUCCCGCUUUCCAUCACCCCGCCCCAUUCUUCCGCUUCCCAUCAUCCCGCCCCAUUCCCCCGCUUUCCAUCACCCCUCCCCAUUCUCCCUCCUUCCAUCACCCCGCCCCAUUCUCCCCCUUUCCAUCACCCGCCCCAUUCUCCCGCUUUCCAUCACCUCGCCCCAUUCUCCCGCUUUCCAUCACCCUGCCCCAUUCUUAUGCUUUCCAUCACCCCGCCCCAUUCUCCCGCAUUCCAUCACCCUGCCCCAUUCACCCGCUUUCCAUCACCCGCCCCAUUCUCCCGCUUUCCAUCACCCCGCCCCAUUCUCCCGCUUUCCAUCACCCCGCCCCAUUCUCCCGCUUUCCAUCACCCCGCCCCAUUCUUCCUCCUUCCAUCACCCCGCCCCAUUCUCCCGCUUUGCAUCACCCCGCCCCAUUCUCCCUCCUUCCAUCACCCUGCCCCAUUCUCCCGCUUUCCAUCACCCCGCCCUGUUCUCCCGCUUUCCAUCACCCCGCCCCAUUCUUCCUCCUUCAAACACCCCGCCCCAUUCUCCCGCUUUCCAUCACCCCGCCCCAGUCUCCCUCCUUCCAUCACCCCGCCCCAUUCUCCCGCUUUCCAUCACCUCGCCCCAUUCUCCCUCAUUCCAUCACCCCGCCCCAUUCUCCCGCUUUCCAUCACCCCGCCCCAUUCUCCCGCUUCCCAUAACCCCGCCCCAUUCUCCCGCUUUCCAUCACCUCGCCACAUUUUCCCACUUUCCAUCACCCCGCCCCCUUCUCUCUCCUUCCAUCACCCCGCCCCAUUCUCCCUCCUUCCAUCACCCCGCCCCAUUCUCCCGCUUUCCAUCAGCCCGCCCCAUUCUCCCACUCCCGCCCCAUUCUCCCGCUUUCCAUCAUCCCGCCCCUUUCUCCCGCUUUCCAUCAGCCCGCCCCAUUCUCCCGCUUUCCAUCACCCCGCCCCCUUCUCCCGCUUUCCAUCACCCCGCCCCAUUCUCCCACUUUCCAUCACUCCGCCCCAUUCUCCCGCUUUCCAUCACCCCGACCCAUUCUCCCACUUUCCAUCACCCCGCCCCAUUCUCCCGCUUUCCAUCACCCAGCCCCAUUCUCCCGCUUUCCAUCACCCCGCCCCAUUUUCCCGCUUUCCAUCACCCCGCCCCAUUCUCCCGCUUUCCAUCACCCUGCCCCAAUCUCCCGCUUUCAAUUACCCCACCCCAUUCUCCCUCCUUCCAUCACCCCGCCCCAUUCUCCCGCUUUCCAUCACCCCGCCCCAUUCUCCCGCUUUCCAUCACCCAGCCCCAUUCUCCCGCUUUCCAUCACCCCGCCCCAUUCUCCCGCUUUCCAUCACCACGCCCCAUUCUCCCGCUUUCCAUCACCCCGCCCCAUUCUCCCGCUUUCCAUCACCCCGCCCCAUUCUCCCGCUUUCCAUCACCCCGCCCCAUUCUCCCGCUUUCCAUCAGCCCGCCCCAUUCUCCCGCUUUCCAUCAUCCCGCCCCUUUCUCCCGCUUUCCAUCAGCCCGCCCCAUUCUCCCGCUUUCCAUCACCCCGCCCCCUUCUCCCGCUUUCCAUCACCCCGCCCCAUUCUCCCACUUUCCAUCACUCCGCCCCAUUCUCCCGCUUUCCAUCAUCCCGACCCAUUCUCCCACUUUCCAUCACCCCGCCCCAUUCUCCCGCUUUCCAUCACCCAGCCCCAUUCUCCCGCUUUCCAUCACCCCGCCCCAUUUUCCCGCUUUCCAUCACCCCGCCCCAUUCUCCCGCUUUCCAUCACCCUGCCCCAAUCUCCCGCUUUCAAUUACCCCACCCCAUUCUCCCUCCUUCCAUCACCCCGCCCCAUUCUCCCGCUUUCCAUCACCCCGCCCCAUUCUCCCGCUUUCCAUCACCCUGCCCCAAUCUCCCGCUUUCAAUUACCCCACCCCAUUCUCCCUCCUUCCAUCACCCCACCCCAUUCUCCUGCUUUCCAUCACCCCGCCCCAUUCUCCCUCCUUCCAUCACCCCGCCCCAUUCUCCCUCCUUCCAUCAGCCCGCCCCAUUCUCCCGCUUUCCAUCACCCCGCCCCAUUCUCCCGCUUUCCAUCACCCCGCCCCAUUCUCCCGCUUUCCAUCAGCCCGCCCCAUUCUCCCGCUUUCCAUCAUCCCGCCCCUUUCUCCCGCUUUCCAUCAGCCCGCCCCAUUCUCCCGCUUUCCAUCACCCCGCCCCCUUCUCCCGCUUUCCAUCACCCCGCCCCAUUCUCCCACUUUCCAUCACUCCGCCCCAUUCUCCCGCUUUCCAUCACCCCGACCCAUUCUCCCACUUUCCAUCACCCCGCCCCAUUCUCCCGCUUUCCAUCACCCAGCCCCAUUCUCCCGCUUUCCAUCACCCCGCCCCAUUUUCCCGCUUUCCAUCACCCCGCCCCAUUCUCCCGCUUUCCAUCACCCUGCCCCAAUCUCCCGCUUUCAAUUACCCCACCCCAUUCUCCCUCCUUCCAUCACCCCGCCCCAUUCUCCCGCUUUCCAUCACCCCGCCCCAUUCUCCCGCUUUCCAUCACCCUGCCCCAAUCUCCCGCUUUCAAUUACCCCACCCCAUUCUCCCUCCUUCCAUCACCCCACCCCAUUCUCCUGCUUUCCAUCACCCCGCCCCAUUCUCCCUCCUUCCAUCACCCCGCCCCAUUCUCCCUCCUUCCAUCAGCCCGCCCCAUUCUCCCGCUUUCCAACACCCCGCCCCAUUCUCCCGCUUCGCAUAACCCCACCCCCUUCUCCCGCUUUCCAUCACCGUCGCCACAUUCUCCCGCCUUCUAUCACCCCGCCCCAUUCUCCCUCCUUCCAUUACCCCGCCCCAUUCUCCCGCUUUCCAUCACCCCGCCCCAUUCUCCCGAUUUCCAUCACCCCGCCCCAUUCUCCCGCUUUCCAUCACCCCGCCCCAUUCUCCCGCUUUCCAUCACCCCGCCCCAUUCUCCCGAUUUCCAUCAUCCCGCCCCAUUCUCCCUCCUUCCAUCACCUCGCCCCAUUCUCCCGCUUUCCAUCACUCCGCCCCAUUCUCCCUCCUUCCAUCACCCCGCCCCAUUCUCCCGCUUUCCAUCACCCCGCCCCAUUCUCCCGCUUCCCAUAACCCCACCCCAUUCUCCCGCAUUCCAUCACCCCGCCACAUUCUCCCACUUUCCAUCACCCCGCCCCCUUCUCUCCCCUUCCAUCACCCCGCCCCAUUCUCCCUCCUUCCAUCACCCCGCCCCAUUCUCCCGCUUUCCAUCAGCCCGCCCCAUUCUCCCUCUUUCCAUCACCCCUCCCCUUUCUCCCGCUUUCCAUCUCCCCGCCCCAUUCUCCCGCUUCCCAUCACCCCGCCCCAUUCUCCCGCUUUCCAUCACCCCGCCCCAUUCUUCCGCUUCCCAUCAUCCCGCCCCAUUCCCCCGCUUUCCAUCACCCCUCCCCAUUCUCCCUCCUUCCAUCACCCCGCCCCAUUCUCUCGCUUUCCAUCACCCCGCCCCAUUCGCCCGCUUUCCAUCACCCCGCCCCAUUCUCCCGCUUUCCAUCACCCCGCCCCAUUCCUCCUCCUUCCAUCACCCCGCCCCAUUCUCCCGCUUUGCAUCACCCCGCCCCAUUCUCCCUCCUUCCAUCACCCUGCCCCAUUCUCCCGCUUUCCAUCACCCCGCCCUGUUCUCCCGCUUUCCAUCACCCCGCCCCAUUCUUCCUCCUUCCAUCACCCCGCCCCAUUCUCCCGCUUUCCAUCACCCCGCCCUAGUCUCCCUCCUUCCAUCACCCCGCCCCAUUCUCCCGCUUUCCAUCACCCCGCCCCAUUCUCCCUCAUUCCAUCACCCCGCCCCAUUCUCCUGCUUUCCAUCACCCCGCCCCAUUCUCCCGCUUCCCAUAACCCCACCCCAUUCUCCCGCUUUCCAUCACCUCGCCACAUUUUCCCACUUUCCAUCACCCCGCCCCCUUCUCUCUCCUUCCAUCACCCCGCCCCAUUCUCCCUCCUUCCAUCACCCCGCCCCAUUCUCCCGCUUUCCAUCAGCCCGCCCCAUUCUCCCACUCCCGCCCCAUUCUCCCGCUUUCCAUCACCCCGCCCCUUUCUCCCGCUUUCCAUCAGCCCGCCCCAUUCUCCCGCUUUCCAUCACCCCGCCCCCUUCUCUCGCUUUCCAUCACCCCGCCCCAUUCUCCCACUUUCCAUCACUCCGCCCCAUUCUCCCGCUUUCCAUCACCCCGACCCAUUCUCCCACUUUCCAUCACCCCGCCCCAUUCUCCCUCCUUCCAUCACCCCGCCUCAUUCUCCCUCCUUCCAUCACCCCGCCCCAUUCUCCCGCUUUCCAUCACCCCGCCCCAUUCUCCCGCUUUCCAUCACUUAGCCCCAUUCUCCCGCUUUCCAUCAUCCCGCCCCAUUUUUCCGCUUUCCAUCACUCUGCCCCAUUCUCCCGCUUUCCAUCACCCUGCCCCAAUCUCCCGCUUUCCAUCACCCCGCCCCAUUCUCCCUCCUUCUAUCACCCCGCCCCAUUCCCCCGCUUUCCAUCACCCUGCCCCAAUCUCCCGCUUUCCAUCACCCCACCCCAUUCUCCCUCCUUCCAUCACCCCGCCCCAUUCUCCCGCCUUUCAUCACCCAGCCCCAUUCUCCCGCUUUCCAUCACCCCGCCCCAUUCUCCCGCUUUCCAUCACCCCGCCCCAUUCUCCCGCUUUCCAUCACCCCGCCCCAUUCUCCCUCCUUCCAUCACCCCGCCCCAUUCUCCCGCUUUCCAUCACCCCGCCCCAUUCUCCCCUUUCCAUCACCCCACCCCAUUCUCCCUCCUUCCAUCACCCCGCCCCCAUUCACCCUCUUUCCAUCACCCCGCCCCAUUCUCGCGAUUUCCGUCACCUCGCCCCAUUCUUCCUCUUUCCAUCACCCCGCCCCAUUCUUCCUCUUUCGAUCUCCCCGCCCCAUUCUCCCUCUUUCCAUCACCCCGCCCCAUUCUCCCUCUUUCCAUCACCCCGCCCCAUUGUCCCUCUUUCCAUCACCCCGCCCCAUUCUCCCGAUUUCCGUCACCCCGCCCCAUUCUCCCUCUUUCCAUAUUCCCGCCCCAUUCUCCCGAUUUCCAUCACCCCGCCCCAUUUCUCACGCUUUCCUCCAUCACCCCGCCCUAUUCUCCCUCUAUCCAUCACCCCGCCCAAUUCUCCCACUUUCCAUCACCCCGUCCCAUUCUCCCGAUUUCCAUAACCCCGCCCCAUUCUCCCGCUUUCCAUCACCUCGCGCCAUUCUCCCGCUUUCCAUCACGCCGCCCCAUUCUCCCGCUUUCCAAAACCUCGCCCCAUUCUCCCGCUUUCCAUCACCCCGCCCCAUUCUCACUCUUUCCAACACCUCGCCCCAUUCUCCCUCUUUCCAUCACCCGCCCCAUUCUCCCGCUUUCCAUCACCCCGCCCCAUUCUCCCUCUUUCCAUAACCUCGCCCCAUUCUCCCGCUUUCCAUCACCCCGCCCCAUUCUCCCUCUUUCCAUCACCCCGCCCCAUUCUCCCUCUUUCCAUCACCCCGCCCCAUUCUCCCGCUUUCCAUCACCCCGCCCCAUUCUCCCUCUUUCCAUAACCCCGCCCCAUUCUCCCGCUUUCCAUCACCCCCCCCAUUUACCCGCUAUCCAUCACCCCGCCCGCUUUCCAUCACCCCGCUCCAUUCUCCCGAUUUCCAUCACCCCGCCCAAUUCUCCCUCUUUCCAUCACCCCUCCCCAUUCUCCCUCUUUCCAUCAAACCGCCCCAUUCUCCCGCUUUCCAUCACCCCGGCCCAUUCUCCCUCUUUCCAUCACCCCGCCCCAUUCUCUCGCUUUCCAUCACCCCGCCCCAUUCUCCCUCUUUCCAUCACCCCGCCCCAUUCUCCCGCUUUCCAUCACCCGCCCCAUUCUCCCGCUUUCCAUCACCCCGCCCCAUUCUCCCUCUUUCCAUCACCCCGCCCCAUUCUCCCGCUUUCCUUCACCCCACCCCAUUCUCCCGAUUUGCAUCACCCCGCCCCAUUCUCCCGCCUUCCAUCACCCCGCCCCAUUCUCCCUCUUUCCAUCACCCCGCCCCAUUCUCCCGCUUUCCAUCACCCCUCCCCAUUCUCCCUCUUUCCAUCACCCCGCCCCAUUCUCCCGCUUUCCAUCACACCACCCCAUUCUCCCGCUUUCCAUCACAUCGCCCUAUUUUCUCUCUUUUCAUCACCCCGCCCCAUUCUCCCGCUUUCCAUCACCCCGCCCCAUUCUCCCGCUUUCCAUCACCCUGCUACAUUCUCCCGCUUUCCAUCAACCCGCCCAAUUCUCCCUCUUUCCAUCACCCCUCCCCAUUCUCCCUCUUUCCAUCACCCCGCCCCAUUCUCCGCUUUCCAUCACCCCGCGCCAUUCUCCCGCUUUCCAUCAUCCCGCUCCAUUGUCCCGCUUUCCAUCACCCCGUCCCAUUAUCCCUCUUUCCAUCACCCCGCCCCAUUCUCCCGCUUUCCAUCACCCCGCCCCAUUCUACCUCUUUCCAUCUCCCCGCCCCAUUCUCCCUCUUUCCAUCACCCCGCCCCAUUCUCCCUCUUUCCAUCACCCCGCCCCAUUCUCCCUCUUUCCAUCACCCCGCCCCAUUCUCCCGCUUUCCGUCACCCCGCCCCAUUCUCCCACUUUCCAUCACCCCGUCCCAUUCUCCCGCUUUCCAACACCCCGCCCCAUUCUCCCGCUUUCCAUCACCCAGCCCCAUUUACCCGCUAUCCAUCACCCCGCCCGCUUUCCAUCACCCCGCUCCAUUCUCCCGAUUUCCAUCACCCCGCCCAAUUCUCCCUCUUUCCAUCACCCCUCCCCAUUCUCCCUCUUUCCAUCAAACCGCCCCAUUCUCCCGCUUUCCAUCACCCCGGCCCAUUCUCCCUCUUUCCAUCACCCCGCCCCAUUCUCUCGCUUUCCAUCACCCCGCCCCAUUCUCCCUCUUUCCAUCACCUCGCCCCAUUCUCCCGCUUUCCAUCACCCGCCCCAUUCUCCCGCUUUCCAUCACCCCGCCCCAUUCUCCCUCUUUCCAUCACCCCGCCCCAUUCUCCCGCUUUCCUUCACCCCACCCCAUUCUCCCGAUUUGCAUCACCCCGCCCCAUUCUCCCGCCUUCCAUCACCCCGCCCCAUUCUCCCUCUUUCCAUCACCCCGCCCCAUUCUCCCGCUUUCCAUCACCCCGCCCCAUUCUCCCUCUUUCCAUCACCCCGCCCCAUUCUCCCGCUUUCCAUCACACCACCCCAUUCUCCCGCUUUCCAUCACAUCGCCCUAUUUUCUCUCUUUCCAUCACCCCGCCCCAUUCUCCUGCUUUCCAUCACCCCGCUACAUUCUCCCGCUUUCCAUCAACCCGCCCAAUUCUCCCUCUUUCCAUCACCCCUCCCCAUUCUCCCUCUUUCCAUCACCCCGCCCCAUUCUCCCGCUUUCCAUCACCCCGCGCCAUUCUCCCGCUUUCCAUCACCCCGCCCCAUUCUCCCGCUUUCCAUCACCCCGCCCCAUUCUCCCUCUUUCCAUCACCUCGCCCCAUUCUCCUGCUAUCCAUCACCCCUCCCCAUUCUCCCGCUGUCCAUCACCCCGCCCCAUUCUCCCGCUUUCGAUCACCUCGCCCCAUUCUCCCGCUUUCUAUCACCCUGCCCAUUCUCCCUCUUUCCAUCACCCCGCCCCAUUCUCCCUCUUUCCAUCACUCCGCCCCAUUCUCCCUCUAUCCAUCACCCCGCCCAAUUCUCCCGCUUUCCAUCACCUCGUCCCAUUCUCCCGCUUUCCAUCACCCGCCCCAUUCUCCCGCUUUCCAUCACCCCGCCCCAUUCUCCCGCUUUCCACCACCCCGCGCCAUGCUCCCGCUUUACAUCACCCCGCCCCAUUCUCCCUCUUUCCAUCACCCCGCCCCAUUCUCCCGCUUUCCAUCACCCCGCCCCAUUCUCCCUCUUUCCAUCACCCCGCCCCAUUCUCCCGCCUUCCAUCACCCCGCCCCGUUCUCCCGCUUUCCAUCACCCCGCCCCAUUCUCCCGCUUUCCAUCACCCCACCCCAUUCUCCCGAUUUGCAUCACCCCGCCCCAUUCUCCCGCCUUCCAUCACCCCGCCCCAUUCUCCCUCUUUCCAUCACCCCGCCCCAUUCUCCCGCUUUCCACCACCCCGCCCCAUUCUCCCUCUUUCCAUCACCCCGCCCCAUUCUCCCGCUUUCCAUCACACCACCUCAUUCUCCUGCUUUCCAUCACCUCGCCCUAUUUUCUCUCUUUCCAUCACACCACCUCAUUCUCCCUCUUUCCAUCAGCCCUCCCCAUUCUCCCUCUUUCCAUCAAACCGCCCCAUUCUCCCGCUUUCCAUCACCCCGGCCCAUUCUCCCUCUUUCCAUCACUCCGCCCCAUUCUCUCGCUUUCCAUCACCCCUCCCCAUUCCCCCUCUUUCCAUCACCCCGCCGCAUUCUCCCGCUUUCCAUCACCCGCCCCAUUCUCCCGCUUUCCAUCACCCCGCCCCAUUCUCCCUCUUUCCAUCACCCCGCCCCAUUCUCCCGCCUUCCAUCACCCCGCCCCAUUCUCCCUCCUUCCAUCACCUCGCCUCAUUCUCCCUCCUUCCAUCACCCCGCCCCAUUCUCCCGCUUUCCAUCACCCCGCCCCAUUCUCCCGCUUUCCAUCACCCAACCCCAUUCUCCCGCUUUCCAUCACCCCGCCCCAUUCUCCCGCUUUCCAUCACCCUGCCCCAAUCUCCCGCUUUCCAUCACCCCGCCCCAUUCUCCCGCUUUCCAUCACCCUGCCCCAUUCUCCCGCUUUCCAUCACCCCACUCCAUUCUCCCGCUUUACAUCACCCAGCCCCAUUCUCCCGCUUUCCAUCACCCCGCCCCAUUCUCCCGCUUUCCAUCACCCCACCCCAUUCUCUCUCCUUCCAUCACCCCGUCCCAUUCUCCCUCCUUCCAUCACCCCGCCCCAUUCUCCCGCUUUCCAUCACCCCGCCCCAUUCUCCCUCCUUCCAUCACCCCGCCCCAUUCUCCCUCCUUCCAUCACCCCGGCCCAUUCUCCCGCUUUCCAUCACCUCGCCCCAUUCUCCCGCUUUCCAUCACCCCGCCACAUUCUCCCGUUUUCUAUCACCCCGCCCCAUUCUCCCUCCUUCCAUCACCCCGCCCCAUUCUCCCGCUUUCCAUCACCCUGCCCCAUUCUCCCGAUUUCCAUCACCCCGCCCCAUUCUCCCGCUUUCCAUCACCCCGCCCCAUUCUCCCGCUUUCCAUCAUCCCGCCCCAUUCUCCCUCCUUCCAUCACCCCGCCCCAUUCUUCCGCUUCCCAUCAUCCCGCCCUAUUCCCCCGCUUUCCAUCACCCCUCCCCAUUCUCCCUCCUUCCAUCACCCCGCCCCAUUCUCUCGCUUUCCAUUACCCUGCCCCAUUCUCCCGCUUUCCAUCACCCCGUCCCAUUCUCCCGCUUUCCAUCACUCCGCCCCAUUAUCCCUCCUUCCAUCACCCCGCCCCAUUCUCCCUCCUUCCAUCACCCCGCCCCAUUCUCCCGCUUUACAUCACCCCGCCCCAUUCUCCCUCUUUCCAUCACCCCGCCCCAUUCUCCCGCCUUCCAUCACCCCGCCCCAUUCUCCCUCCUUCCAUCACCUCGCCUCAUUCUCCCUCCUUCCAUCACCCCGCCCCAUUCUCCCGCUUUCCAUCACCCCGCCACAUUCUCCCACUUUCCAUCACCCCGCCCCAUUCUCCCGCUUUCCAUCACCCCGCCCCAUUCUCCCUCUUUCCAUCACCCCGCCCCAUUCUCCCUCUUUCCAUCACCCCGCCCCAUUUUCCCGCUUUCCAUCACCCCGCCCCAUUCUCCCUCUUUCUAUCACCCCGCCCCAUUCUCCCACUUUCCAUCACCCCGCCCCAUUCUCCCGCUUUCCAUCACCCCGCUCCAUUCUCCCGCUUUCCAUCACCCCGCCCAAUUCUCCCUCUUUCCAUCACCCCUCCCCAUUCUCCCUCUAUCCAUCAACCCGCCCCAUUCUCCCGCUUUCCAUCAACCCGCCCCAUUCUCCCUCUUUCCAUCACCCCGCCCCAUUCUCUCGCUUUCCAUCACCCCGCCCCAUUCUCCCUCUUUCCAUCACCCCGCCCCAUUCUCCCGCUUUCCAUCACCCGCCCCAUUCUCCCGCUUUCCAUCAUCCCGCCCCAUUCUCCCUCUAUCCAUCACCCCACCCCAUUCUCUCGCCUUCCAUCACCCCGCCCCAUUCUCCCGCUUUCCAUCACCCCGCCCCAUUCUCCCACUUUCCAUCACCCCACCCCAUUCUCUCGAUUUGCAUCACCCCGCCCCAUUCUCCCGCCUUCCAUCACCCCGCCCCAUUCUCCCUCUUUUCAUCACCCCGCCUCAUUCUCCCGCUUUCCAUCACCCCGCCCCAUUCUCCCUCUUUCUAUCACCCCGCCCCAUUCUCACGCUUUCCAUCACCCCACCCCAUUCUCCCUCUUUCCAUCACCCCGCCCCAUUCUCCCGCUUUCCAUCACCCGGCCCCAUUCUCCCUCUAUCCAUCACCCCGCCCAAUUCUCCCACUUUCCAUCACCUCAUCCCAUUCUCCCGUUUUCCAUCACCCCGCCCCAUUCUCUCGCUUUCCAUCACCCCGCCUUAUUCUCCCGCUUUCCAUCACCCCGCCCCAUUCUCCCGAUUUCCAUCACCCCGCCCCAUUCUCCUGCUUUCCAACACCCUGCCCCAUUCUCCCGCUUUCCAUCACCCCGCCCCAUUCUCCCGCUUUCCAUCACCCCGCCCCAUUCUCCCUCUUUCCAUCACCCCGCCCCAUUCUCCCGAUUUCCAUCACCCCGCCCGCUUUCCAUCACCCCGCCCGCUUUCCAUCACCCCGCUCCAUUCUCCCGCUUUCCAUCACCCCGCCCAAUUCUCCCUCUUUCCAUCACCCCUCCCCAUUCUCCCUCUUUCCAUCAAACCGCCCCAUUCUCCCGCUUUCCAUCACCCCGCCCCAUUCUCCCUCUUUCCAUCACCCCGCCCCAUUCUCUCGCUUUCCAUCACCCCGCCCCAUUCUCCCUCUUUCCAUCACCCCGCCCCAUUCUCCCGCUUUCCAUCACCCGCCCCAUUCUCCCGCUUUCCAUCAUCCCGCCCCAUUCUCCCUCUAUCCAUCACCCCGCCCCAUUCUCCCGCCUUCCAUCACCCCGCCCCAUUCUCCCGCUUUCCAUCGCCCCGCCCCGUUCUCCCGCUUUCCAUCACCCCACCCCAUUCUCUCGAUUUGCAUCACCCCGCCCCAUUCUCCCGCCUUCCAUCACCCCGCCCCAUUCUCCCUCUUUCCAUCACCCCGCCUCAUUCUCCCGCUUUCCAUCACCCCGCCCCAUUCUCCCGCUUUCCAUCACCCCGCCCGCUUUCCAUCACCCCGCUCCAUUCUCCCGCUUUCCAUCAGCCUGCCCAAUUCUCCCUCUUUCCAUCACCCCUCCCCAUUCUCCCUCUUUCCAUCAAACCGCCCCAUUCUCCCGCUUUCCAUCACCCCGGCCCAUUCUCCCUCUUUCCAUCACCCCACCCCAUUCUCUCGCUUUCCAUCACCCCGCACCAUUCUCCCUCUUUCCAUCACCCCGCCCCAUUCUCCCGCUUUCCAUCACCCGCCCCAUUCUCCCGCUUUCCAUCACCCCGCCCCAUACUCCCUCUUUCCAUCACCCCGCCCCAUUCUCCCGCCUUCCAUCACCCCGCCCCAUUCUCCCGCUUUCCAUCACCCCGCCCCAUUCUCCCACUUUCCAUCACCCCACCCCAUUCUCCCGAUUUGCAUCACCCCGCCCCAUUCUCCCGCCUUCCAUCACCCCGCCCCAUUCUCCCUCUUUCCAUCACCCCGCCCCAUUCUCCCGCUUUCCACCACCCCGCCCCAUUCUCCCUCUUUCCAUCACCCCGCCCCAUUCUCCCGCUUUCCAUCACACCACCUCAUUCUCCCGCUUUCCAUCACCUCGCCCUAUUUUCUCUCUUUCCAUCACCUCGCCCUAUUUUCUCCCGCUUCCCUAAACCCUAAACCUCAUUCUCCCUCUUUCCAUCACCCCUCCCCAUUCUCCCUCUUUCCAUCAAACCGCCCCAUUCUCCCGCUUUCCAUCACCCGGCCCAUUCUCCCUCUUUCCAUCACUCCGCACCAUUCUCUCCCUUUCCAUCACCCCUCCCCAUUCUCCCUCUUUCCAUCACCCCGCCCCAUUCUCCCGCUUUCCAUCACCCGCCCCAUUCUCCCGCUUUCCAUCACCCCGCCCCAUUCUCCCUCUUUCCAUCACCCCGCCCCAUUCUCCCGCCUUCCAUCACCCCGCCCCAUUCUCCCUCCUUCCAUCACCUCGCCUCAUUAUCCCUCCUUCCAUCACCCCGCCCCAUUCUCCCGCUUUCCAUCACCCCGCCCCAUUCUCCCGCUUUCCAUCACCCAGCCCCAUUCUCCCGCUUUCCAUCACCCUGCCCCAUUCUCCCGCUUUCCAUCACCCUGCCCCAAUCUCCCGCUUUCCAUCACCCCGCCCCAUUCUCCCGCUUUCCAUCACCCUGCCCCAUUCUCCCGCUUUCCAUCACCCCACUCCUUUCUCCCGCUUUCCAUCACCCAGCCCCAUUCUCCCGCUUUCCAUCACCCCGCCCCAUUCUCCCGCUUUCCAUCACCCCACCCCAUUCUCCCUCCUUCCAUCACCCCGUCCCAUUCUCCCUCCUUCCAUCACCCCGCCCCACUCUCCCGCUUUCCAUCACCCCGCCCCACUCUCCCGCUUUCCAUCACCCUGCCCCAUUCUCCCUCCAUCCAUCACCCCGCCCCAUUCUCCCUCCUUCCAUCACCCCGCCCCAUUCUCCCGCUUUCCAUCACCUCGCCCCAUUCUCCCGCUUUCCAUCACCCCGCCACAUUCUCCCGUUUUCUAUCACCCCGCCCCAUUCUCCCUCCUUCCAUCACCCCGCCCCAUUCUCCCGCUUUCCAUCACCCCGCCCCAUUCUCCCGAUUUCCAUCACCCCGCCCCAUUCUCCCGCUUUCCAUCACCCCGCCACAUUCUCCCGCUUUCCAUCAUCCCGCCCCAUUCUCCCUCCUUCCAUCACCCCGCCCCAUUCUUCCGCUUCCCAUCAUCCCGCCCCAUUCCCCCGCUUUCCAUCACCCCUCCCCAUUCUCCCUCCUUCCAUCACCCCGCCCCAUUCUCUCGCUUUCCAUCACCCCGCCCCAUUCUCCCGCUUUCCAUCAAACCGUCCCAUUCUCCCGCUUUCCAUCACUCCGCCCCAUUAUCCCUCCUUCCAUCACCCCGCCCCAUUCUCCCUCCUUCCAUCACCCCGCCCCAUUCUCCCGCUUUCCAUCACCCCGCCUCAUUCUCCCGCUUCCCAUAACCCCACCCCAUUCUCCCGCUUUCCAUCACCCCGCCACAUUCUCCCACUUUCCAUCACCCCGCCCCCUUCUCUCUCCUUCCAUCACCCCGCCCCAUUCUCCCUCCUUCCAUCACCCUGCCCCAUUCUCCCGCUUUCCAUCAGCCCGCCCCAUUCUCCCGCUUUCCAUCACCCCUCCCCUUUCUCCCGCUUUCCAUCACCCCUCCCCAUUCUCCCUCCUUCCAUCACCCCGCCCCAUUCUCUCGCUUUCCAUCACCCCGCCCCGUUCUCCCGCUUUCCAUCACCCCGCCCCAUUCUUCCUCCUUCCAUCACCCUGCCCCAUUCUCCCGCUUUCCAUCACCCCGCCCCGUUCUCCCUCCUUCCAUCACCCCGCCCCAUUCUCCCUCAUUCCAUCACCCCGCCCCAUUCUCCCGCUUUCCAUCACCCCGCCCCAUUCUCCCGCUUCCCAUAACCCCACCCCAUUCUCCCGCUUUCCAUCACCCCGCCACAUUUUCCCACUUUCCAUCACCCCGCCCCCUUCUCUCUCCUUCCAUCACCCCGCCCCAUUCUCCCUCCUUCCAUCACCCCGCCCCAUUCUCCCUCCUUCCAUCACCCCUCCCCAUUCUCCCGCUUUCCAUCACCCCACCCCAUUCUCCCGCUUUCCAUCACUCCGCCCCAUUCUCCCGCUUUCCAUCACCCCGACCCAUUCUCCCACUUUCCAUCACCCCGCCCCAUUCUCCCUCCUUCCAUCACCCCGCCUCAUUCUCCCUCCUUCAAUCACCCCGCCCCAUUCUCCCGCUUUCCAUCACCCCGCCCCAUUCUCCCGCUUUCCAUCACUUAGCCCCAUUCUCCCGCUUUCCAUCAUCCCGCCCCAUUUUUCCGCUUUCCAUCACCCCGCCCCAUUCUCCCGCUUUCCAUCACCGUGCCCCAAUCUCCCGCUUUCCAUCACCCCGCCCCCUUCUCCCUCCUUCCAUCACCCCGCCCCAUUCUCCCUCCUUCCAUCACCCCGCCCCAUUCUCCCGCUUUCCAUCAGCCCCCCCCAUUCUCCCGCUUUCCAUCACCCCGCCCCUUUCUCCCGCUUUCCAUGA
Molecule: messenger RNA, 22206 nt
Organism: Closterium sp. NIES-65
Lineage: Eukaryota; Viridiplantae; Streptophyta; Zygnematophyceae; Desmidiales; Closteriaceae
Source: the annotation of a GenBank genome assembly